UGGCAAUAAGCAAGAAGUAUAAUGACAUGUAUUGCUAAAUUCAAUUCAAUCAAUUUCAAAAUUAAUUUAAAUUGUGAUUAAAAUAGAUAGGUACGUAGGUAGUUCGUAAUAGAAGCGAAGAACAAGAACAUCAACAACGAUCGCGAUUUGCAAAAAGAAACGACAUUAUCAGUAUCGAAAGUUACUCUGUGAUAGUCCGUAACCGGUUAUUUUUUAUAAAGUUUAUAUUCUAAAGGUUAGUGGGGUCCUUUUCCUAUCUACGUGCUUCCUGAUAUAUAAAAAUACUUUCCCUUUUGUUUUUACACUUAUAAUCGCUGAACUUGAAUAACAAAACUGCUAAUGUCUAACAAUAGCACAAAAAAUAUCAAAAUGCUCCGUGGGAUAAAUAAAAUAUGUGGACCAAGGAGCUUUUUUAUGGAGCCUUAUGUUAGUUCCUUCCAACUAUCUUCUCACUAUUCAUCUGCCAAACCUGCUGCCAAUGCCCAAAAUUUACCAAGACUUCCAGUACCCAAACUUUCUGAUACAUUGAACAAAUAUUUGAAAACUGUGAAGCCACAUUUAAAGGAUGAGGAAUUUGCUAUUACGUCACGUCUUAUUCAGUCUUUUGGUGCAGAAGGAGGUGUUGGGCAAAAAUUACAGGCAUUGCUGGAAAAAAGAGCACAAGAACAUUUAAACUGGCUUGAAGAGUGGUGGUUACUGACAGCUUAUCUUGGAUAUCGUGAUCCAGUUGUGGUAUAUUCUAGUCCUGGCUUAGUGUUUCCAUUCCGUAAAUUUAACACUCAAAACGAACAACUGAAAUAUGCAGCAAAAACCUUACUAGCAGCACUUGAAUAUAAAUCUCUAAUAGACAGUGACAAAAUUCCAACUGAAAUGAUGGGUAAAAAUCCACUAGACAUGUUACAGUAUAAGAAGAUUUUUGGUACUUGUAGAAUACCUGGAGAUAAGACAGACAAAUUAUCUUUCAAUGAUAGCAAAUACGUUACUGUCAUACACAACAAUCACAUAUUCCAUGUGGACCUUUGGGGGGCAGACAAUGUAGUAUUAAGUGAGGACCAAAUCGUCCAGCAGUUAAAACAAGUUAUAGAACUAUCAAAAACUCCCACUGAUAACGCUAUAGGCGUGCUUACAUCCGAAAACAGGGAUGCAUGGGCAAAAGCUUAUCAACUUCUUACGAAAGAUCAAGUGAACAGAGAAUCAUUAGCAGACAUAGAAAAGAGUAUAGUGGUAUUAUGCUUAGACUCUGCUGUUGGCCUAUGGGAUAACAAGGAUAAGAACGCUCGACAGAACAUAGCUGCCGCACAGACCAUACAUGGGGGCGGCUCGCGCUCCAAUGGCAGCAAUCGCUGGUUCGACAAGACUGUACAGUUCAUUGUCGGCGCUGAUGGUGUAACUGGUCUAACAUACGAACAUUCACCAGCCGAGGGACAGCCUAUUGCUGUUUUAACGGACUUCAUUAUUAACUACAUCGACCAAGGCAAAGAAGGUAAAUCAGUAUCGGCGAGUCCUAAGCCACCCGUGCCACUAAAAUUCAAUGUAACAAACGAAGUAUCUGCAUUAAUUAGAACUGCCAAUGAAAGUUUAGACAGAUUGGUUUCUAACUUGGAAUUGAAUUGUUUUACCUAUGACAAGUACGGUAAAAAUUUUAUUAAGUCGCAAAAAUUAAGCCCCGAUAGUUAUUUACAAAUGGCUAUGCAGUAUGCGUUUUAUAGGCUCCACAAAACUCCUGGAGCUCAUUACGAGUCGGCAGCGACUAGAAUGUACAUUGGAGGCCGAACUGAAACGAUAAGAUCGUGUUCAAUAGAAUCUGUCGAAUUCGCUAAAACUAUGCUGGAUUCACAAAGCACGCCCAAGCAGAAGUUCGCUGCUUUACAGAAAGCUAUUCAAGGCCACAAAGAUUAUACAGUGCAGGCACUUCAAGGUUUUGGUGUAGAUAGACAUUUGCUAGGACUAAAACUUAUAGCAAAAGAAAAUGGUAUUGAUAUACCUGAACUGUAUUCAGAUGCAGGAUUUGUUAGAAGUGCUCACAUGAGAAUUUCUACAAGCCAGGUUGCUUGUAAGUGUGACGGAUUUAUGUGUUACGGACCUCUUGUACCCGAUGGUUACGCUACAUGUUAUAAUCCACGCGAUAACGACAUUAAUUUUGCAACGUCCGCAUUUGUGUCCAAUCCUGAAACGGCAUGUGAUAAAUAUCGAGCUGCUUUGGAACAAUCUCUUCAAGAUAUGCAUGAUAUUCUGCUCCAAAAUACCAAAGCGAAGUUAUAAACAGUACCUAAAUUAUAUAUUCUUUUUUUUUAAAUAAAAAAGGUGAUGGUCAAAUAUUUGUAUCCUUGGAAUAUUCAUGAAAUCAUCUAGAUGUGUAUGCUAUUGUCCAUAACAGGGUAGGUUAGGAUAAAAAUUUCUCACUCUCAUUCCUUUGUAAAUACGUCGAUGCCAUUAAAAUGUACUUUUUCAAUCUUCAGACAUCAUAUAAAGUUUGAAAAUUUUAUCACAAAUACAAAUAAUUUUAAUAUGUCUUAGUAUCUUUUCUUUUAAUUUGCAAUGCCUGAGCUACAUAGUAGAACGCCAGUUUCACGUGAGCCGUUAACGUGACUACUUAAUUAUUGUUUUGAACUGUUAGUGCUAUCUGGACAUUUAUUGUUAUGAUAUUUGUUAUUUAUUCUAUUAAUGUGAUAAAAAAUUAGUUAAGAAAUUAGGGGAAAAAGUUAUGUAUCUGUUUAUU
Messenger RNA from Galleria mellonella (greater wax moth), 2719 nucleotides. RefSeq names its product carnitine O-acetyltransferase-like (gene CRAT). NCBI's taxonomy places the organism in Eukaryota, Metazoa, Arthropoda, Insecta, Lepidoptera, Pyralidae. Gene Ontology annotation, molecular function: carnitine O-acetyltransferase activity. Gene Ontology annotation, cellular component: peroxisome. The transcript has 13 exons. Bases 340 to 2262 code for a protein of 640 amino acids. The record is from RefSeq and is a predicted model, not a curated record. Gene Ontology annotation, biological process: carnitine metabolic process, CoA-linked.